This is a messenger RNA of Molossus molossus (Pallas's mastiff bat), 1711 nucleotides long. RefSeq names its product regulator of G protein signaling 11 (gene RGS11). The transcript has 17 exons. Bases 28 to 1440 code for a protein of 470 amino acids. Gene Ontology annotation, biological process: regulation of G protein-coupled receptor signaling pathway; intracellular signal transduction; G protein-coupled receptor signaling pathway. The record is from RefSeq and is a predicted model, not a curated record. Lineage: Eukaryota; Metazoa; Chordata; Mammalia; Chiroptera; Molossidae.
AUACCCCUGCGGGCUUCUCGCGUAGCCAUGGCCUCUGGCCUCGGGCCCCUCGGUGGGCGCCCCCGUGCGCAGAUGCCUCACCUAAGCAAGAUGGAGCGGGUGGUCGUGAGUAUGCAGGACCCUGACCAGGGCGUGAAGAUGCGGAGCCAGCGACUUCUCUUUACAGUCAUUCCGCACGCGGUGACCGGCAACGCCAUCGUGGAGUGGCUAAUCCAGAAGUACUGCGUCUCAGAGGAGGAGGCCCGGCACCUGGGCGUCCUCCUGGUGCGGCAUGGCUACCUGUACCCACUGCGCGCCCCCCGCAGCCUCGCGCUUCAGCUUGAUGAGACACUCUACAGGUUCCAGACACCCUAUUUCUGGACGAGCACUCUGUGGCCAGCUGCCGAGCUGGACUACGCCAUCUACCUGGCCAAGAAGAAUAUCCGAAAGCAAGGGGUCCUGGUCGACCAUGAGAAGGAGCACUAUGACCAGCUGCACAGGAAGAUCAACCACACGUGGGACCUGGUAGUGAUGCAGGCAAGAGAGCAGCUGCGGGCAGCUAAGCAGCGCAGGAAGGGGGACAGGCUGGUCAUUGAGUGCCAGGAGCAGACGUACUGGCUGGUGAACAGGCCCCCGCCUGGGAUCCCCAGUGUGUUGGAGCAGGGCCCAGAGCAGGGCUCCUGCAUUGCCAGGCUCCAGCAGAUGACCAAGAACACAGAUUUCUACAAGCGGGAGAUUGAGUGCUGCGGAAAGGCCCUGGGCAGGAUCCGGGUGAAGUCCUCUGUCUGCCUUGAGGCGUACCUGAAGUUCAGCAACCAGCAUGGCCCGCAUGAUCCCAUCAUGUCGGGGUGCCUGCCCAGCAACCCUUGGAUCACAGAUGAUGACACCUACUGGGCCAUGAACGCACCCAGCGUGGCUGCACCCACGAAGCUCCGUGUGGAGCGCUGGGGCUUCAGCUUCCGGGAGCUCCUGGAAGACCCUGUGGGACGGGCCCAUUUUAUGGACUUUCUCAGGAAGGAAUUCAGUGCCGAGAACCUCAGCUUCUGGGAGGCAUGUGAGGAGCUGCGCCACGGAGGGCAGGCCCGGGUCCCCACCCUGGUGGACUCCGUGUACCAGCAGUUCUUGGCCCCUGGUGCUGCCCGCUGGGUCAACAUCGACAGCCAGACGAUGGAGCGGACCCUGGAGGGCCUGUGCCGGCCCCACCGCUACGCGCUGGAUGAUGCCCAGCUGCACAUCUACAUGCUGAUGAAGAAGGACUCCUACCCGAGGUUCCUGAAGUCGGACAUGUACAAAACCUUGCUUGCGGAGGCCAUGACACUCCCGGAGACAAAGAGACGAGUGUUCCCGUUCAUGUGGAAGCCACGGCAUUCGAGCUUGAGCCCUGCUCUCCUUCCUGCUUCUGCUUCUGGGGAACCUGCAGCUGCUGCUGGUGGCCCUGGGGGUGGUGAUGGGGAGGCAUAGGUGGGCCUGGGCCUGGAGGAGGAGGCACCCUGACCAUCCUUGCCCCUCAUCAGCCUCGUCUCGCCCAGGCAGCUGCUGAGACCCCCAGCAUGGGCAUCCCCUAGUGCACAGAGGGUCUGGCCUUGCUGUGGGGCACGAGUCCCUCAGACUUUACAGAAGAGACCAGUCCAGGUACUGACUACCAGGAAAGAGCUGUCAUUGGCCAAGCUUGUGUCCCUUGGAGAUAGGUGGGACGAGAUAGGCAAACCAUGAUGUAGUCUUCAACGGGCUC